Molecule: messenger RNA, 1485 nt
Organism: Culicoides brevitarsis
Lineage: Eukaryota; Metazoa; Arthropoda; Insecta; Diptera; Ceratopogonidae
Exons: 2
Coding region: 186-1289 (367 amino acids)
Cellular component (GO): cytoplasm
Molecular function (GO): protein binding
Source: RefSeq, a predicted model, not a curated record
UAUCUCUUCAUUUGAGUCGAUCGUCUUGAACUAAAAAGUCGCUUGUGAAAUUCAUAGCAAAUAUUUUCUUAAUUUUUUGUGACAAAUAAUUUACGUGACAAAAAAGUGAUUAAAAGUCAAAAACCUGAGUUAUUUAUAAAAAUAUUGACACAAUUUGAGAUAGUAAUCAUUCGAUUCAGUAGAAAAUGGCGCACGUGACACUCGAUCAGCAACUUUUCGAAAAGCAACAAAAAGGAGAGAACACGGAUUGUUCCUUUGUCUUCGAAAUCACCACAGAAGAGGGAAUUGUGACUGAAAAAGUGAUCCACGGACACAAAGUCGUUCUUUCAGCUGCAUCAAAGUACUUCGAAGCAAACUUCAAAGCAGAAUGGGAUGGAAAACCGAUUCUUAUUACUUCGUUUGACUGGAUUGUGUUUGAUAAACUAAUCCGAGCGAUUUACCUGAGUGAAGUAGCGUUUGAAACCUUGGAAGAGGCAACAAACAUGUAUGAAGCGACUCAUUUUUAUCAAAUGGAACGAGUACAGGAACUCUUAAGAGAUACUAUCCCAUAUUGGUGUUUGAAAAACAAGGUAUUAGAAGUGUCAAAUCUCGUUGCAAUUGCUUGGAAAUUUCAAGAUUACAAAUUAAUUCCUUUCGUUUCGAAAUAUUUCUGUGCAAAUACUGACAAAAUUAUCAAAAAUGAUGAUUUUAUGGGAUUUUCCACUGAGGCGAUCAACUGGCUCUUCCAAUAUGACGACUUAUCUGCAAAUGAAAUUGAUCUCGUAAAAGCUUUGGAGGAUUUUCUUGAAACCAAUAAAGACGUGACGAAAUCAAUGAUCAAGUCCGCAAUCGACACAAUUCGUUUUCUCGCACUAGAAGAAGGAGAAAUUGCGAAAACAACUCUUUUGACGCAAACUGAGAAGGAUUUCUUGAUGGGAAAAAUCAACAUGAAUUUCUGUAAUUUAUCGAAGAACAAAAUUGGUAGAAAAAUCAAAAGUUUCUUUUCUCAAUUGCCACCAGAAAUUCAAAGUGCUUUGAUUGACAAAGUAUCGUGCGAUAAAUGCUGGAUUUGCAAGGAGUAUCACUCUGUUUUUAACUGUCAAGCAGCUAAAAGGAAAUAUCCAAUGUAUUUACGAAUUUACUCAUUUUUACAAGUAGAUAUAUUUGGACAUUUAUCUUCAAAAUUUGAUGAAUAUCCGCCUAAAAAAAAGAUCAAAAUUUUAAAGGAGCUUCAAAAACUUUCCGUUUCCGCAGAUUUUGCUGCAUUUGCCAACAUCGAUGAUGUUUUGAAGAACUGUUAUGUUAUCUAAUCUGUUUCAAGAGACAGAAAUAUUUUUUUUUUACUUACCUUUGAUUUAUUUUCUGUAAAAUGUCUUAAAAGAAACCUUGAUUCUACAAAGUAAAUAUAUAUUUUUUUUAAAUUUUUAAGUUAAAAAGAAUUCAGAAAAAAAUCUUUGAAAAACAAUGUAAUUAGUUAAAUAAGGCUCCAAAUGAAAAUCAAAAAUA